CUCAAGAUUUUACCCUUCUUAGUCUCAAACCUCACCAAGAACCAAACAGCCCCGAUUUCUGUGCAAGUGGUCCGAAUAAACUUGAGUUAAAGCCAACAGUGAAGAAUCUCCUUAUUUUCAAGUAAAUUUAAAUUAAAUCUGAAACGAUAUUGAAAUUGACAAGCAUCUUGCUGUUGUCAUCUAGAGCUGGAGGAUCCACUUAACAUAGGGCCCACUACUAUGAUUUCUACGAAAACUGUCUUACUAGUUCUUUUCUGCACCAUCACAGCAAACAAGAGCCCAGCAGAAGCCUCUUUCAAUUGCGAAUCUCUGUCUGACAAGUGCAGAUGCACGAAACAUUACGGAUUAUGGAUAGAAUGUUCAAUUGGAGAUCCUUAUUUCUUUGUCGGAAUCGCACCAAAAACAAUUACAAUUGACUGCUACAGAAAAAAGGAAUUCGACUACAAAAUGUUUCCAGUGAUGAACAUAACUGCUACUCCGAAAGUAAUAAUCAAAGGAUGUCCUUUGUCAAAGAAUCAAACACUGGCCACAUUUUUGGAAAGAUUUAUUAUUGGGCGUGUUGGCACCGUGGCUUUCUGGGGCAUCCCAAACAUGGAUCGUGCAGUAACUCCAAAGUUUUUACAGGGCUUGAGUGAUUUGGAAAGCUUACAUCUGGCCAGUAGUAGUUUGAACCAGAUACCGAAUAAUUUUUUCAGCGACUUGAAGAAGUUAAGAAGGCUAGACUUGGUACAAAAUCAUCUUCAUCUGACAAAAGACAUUUUCAUCAGUUUGGGUCAGCUCCAUUCCUUAGAGCUUAGGUCCAAUCGUCUGCAAUACCUGGAUCCCGGUAUAUUUCGGAAUCAAAAACAAAUGGAAGAUCUAAGUCUGCGGGGAAACAAACUCAAAAAUCUCAGCAAGAACACAUUCAUUGGAGCGUCAUCAGUAACAUAUCUUGAUCUGAGUGGGAACGAACUUACAACACUGGAAUACGACGUAUUUCAGCUGCUUCCGAAUUUACAUUUUAUUGAUUUAAGCUGGAACAACUUUUCAACGCUGCCUAAGAAAUUGUUUUCGAAAAACCAAAAACUGCAAAGUAUACGUCUGAACGGAAAUAAACGGCGAAUGGAAUCGUUACCGUCCGAUUUUCUAGCGUAUCAUUCAAGGAUGAUCAAUGUCAGUAUAUCGGCAUCAAUAACAUGUCUGACAAGUGAAACUUUUGCAAAUCAAAUUCAUUUGAUUUAUUUGGACCUAAGCCGAAAUGAGUUAACUAACCUACAUGAUGAUGUAUUUAAGAACACAGUAUCUCUCGAAGUCCUUCGUUUAUCAUCUAAUAGACUGAAGAGUAUAACAAGAGAUAUUUUCCGCAACCUCCACAAACUAGUAGAACUCGAUUUGAGAUACAACGACCUUCAUAGUAUCGACCUGCAUGCUUUCAAAGGAACACACGAACUUCGAAUACUAAGGAUCGAAUACAACAAUUUGUCUUCGGUUUCGAGUGGAUUUGGGGAGAACGAAAAGUCACCUUUCGAAGGACUUUCGAAACUAGAGGAAUUGAUUCUACAAAAAAAUCGCAUCACUCAUGUUUCCAGUGGCUGGAUACAUAGUCUACCGAAUUUGAAGAACUUAGACCUUAGUUACAAUCGGUUGAUAUGUAACUGCAGCUUACUCCCUUUCGUCCGGUACCUGAAUAGAUCUAACCAUCAUGAACUUGAACCGCGACCACAGAUUUCCACAAGCACAUUAUAUUGCUCGGAACCAGAGGAACUAAAGGGUCAGGAUAUCAUGAGUUUGAAUUAUAAACAAAUGUUAUGCCAACACAAGUCAUGUCCUAGCAUGUGUAUAUGCUGGACUCGCUAUGACCAAACCCUUAUUGUUAACUGCUCAAGUUCUAAUUUAGCUAAAGUACCUUCAUUGCACGAUGUACUUACAUCGAAUAUCAAAUCAAUUGUUUUGCAUAUUGCCAACAAUAACAUAACCACACUUCCAGACAAUCACUCUCCAGGAUAUUCGCUAGUGAGCGAACUGUAUGCCAGCAAUAAUAGUAUUUCACGUUUCGCAGAACCCAAUAUCCCAACAAAUUUACAAGUGCUAGAUCUGUCAAAUAAUACACUCACCCAAAUCGAUGCCACCGUUUUCAAAAGGAUCAAACAAAUCAAUCAAACAUCACAUUUAUAUUUCGGAGACAAUCCUUGGCAAUGUGAUUGCAAUGCCCUGGGGCUCCUGUCUUUCAUUCGGACUAACUCCGAACGAAUUCAAGAUUUGAAUUUUAUAAAGUGUUCCACUGGUGCCAGGUUUUCAACACUCUUUCCGAAGGAUUUAUGUAAAGAAAGCAUAGUUUUCGAGGUCCUAGCUUAUAUUGCAGCUGCACUUGGUGUGAUCUUCGUAGUCUUAGGCGGUUUGAGCUAUCGGUUCCGAACCGAAAUCAAAGUUUGGUUAUUCGCACAUAAUAUGUGUUGGCACCUUGUUACCGAGCAGAAUAUUGACGAUGACAAGAAAUAUGAUGCCUUCAUAUCAUACUCACAUAAGGAUGAGGAUUUUGUUAUUGAAAAUCUGUUACCAAACCUCGAAAAUGGUCCAAUACCUUACAAACUUUGUCUACAUGAGCGCGACUGGUUACCUGGCGAAUUCAUUCACACUCAAAUUAUUCAAUCAGUAAAUGAUUCCCGACGCACGAUAAUUGUCCUCUCACCAAACUACCUUGAAUCAGUUUGGGGAUCAUUGGAAUUCCAAAUUGCUUAUAAAGCCGCUCUGGAAGAAGCCCGGACUCGGAUUAUUAUUAUAAUGUACCGCGAUAUCGGGAAUAGUGUCGAUGUUGGUCCUGAACUAAAAUCUUAUUUAAAUACAAAUACUUAUAUUAAAUGGGAUGAUCCUUGGUUUUGGGAAAAAAUGCGACAUGCAAUGCCCCAUCCAGUAUAUAGGCAAACCACUAAUUUUUGUUUUUAACAGAUACUGCCUUGUGCGGUAUCAAAUGAAAGAUCUCCAAUGAUACUCUUCGAAACAGAUUUUAAUUUCGACUUCAAUUGUAAAGUGGAGAAAACGUCAAAUAAAUUCCAUAAAGUCGAUUCUCAGAACUUACUAACUCCAAGAGGUCAUGGUGAUGCUCCUUUGUGACGUCUAGGCCUCAAAAGGCCUUCUAUGCAUUAAUAAUAAUAUAUUACCAUAUUUUGAAAAUUUAUUGAAAUCCCCCCUUAAGAUCAUCUUAGCAGUAUUAUAGAUCUUAACAUAGACCAUCAUAAUAAGAAAUUUGGUGGAAAACCUACUAUUGUUAACAAAAUUAUAAUAAGUUGAAGUUGUUUGUUUUGCGUUGAAUUACUGCUCCCUAAGGUGUGUACAUAGAAGAGCAGAAUUAUGUUUGUUGAAAGUUUU
Hermetia illucens (black soldier fly) is the source of this 3345-nucleotide messenger RNA. Its product is annotated as protein toll-like. Gene Ontology annotation, biological process: toll-like receptor signaling pathway; immune response. The transcript is spliced from 3 exons. The record is from RefSeq and is a predicted model, not a curated record. Gene Ontology annotation, molecular function: transmembrane signaling receptor activity; protein binding. Bases 220 to 2922 code for a protein of 900 amino acids. NCBI's taxonomy places the organism in Eukaryota, Metazoa, Arthropoda, Insecta, Diptera, Stratiomyidae. Gene Ontology annotation, cellular component: membrane.